Molecule: messenger RNA, 318 nt
Organism: Puccinia graminis f. sp. tritici CRL 75-36-700-3
Lineage: Eukaryota; Fungi; Basidiomycota; Pucciniomycetes; Pucciniales; Pucciniaceae
Exons: 3
Coding region: 1-318 (105 amino acids)
Source: RefSeq, a predicted model, not a curated record
AUGGGCAGCUUUGCCAAGAGUGUUGCUCACAUUUCGCGAGGAUUCACAGAGCGUCAAAAGCAGAAGGCUGGGGACUGGAGACAGCAAGCCGUACUGGUUAGGGUCCGGACAAAUUCAAUUGGGGUGAUAAUAUAUCUUUAUCAAGCUAUCAAGGUUGCAACGCGACAUGCUGCAGGUCGGAAGAGGUGGACAGCGCUUCGCGUGAGAAAUGAUCAUCCGACCUAUGAAAGGCGCGGGAAUGGACUUGGAGAGCGGGGAAUCAGGGGGAUGAGGAGUCAAGACGUUCAGGGUAAGGAUAAAUAUGACAUUAAGGGCUAG